CCUCGCUCUCCACUCGCCACCGCUUCCAGCGUCCAACCAAACCGGCGCGCGAACGACAGCAAUAUAGUUCUCGGACCACCACCGCGCGCGGCCAUGUCAGGCGGCGUCGGCCCGAUGGUGGGGGGCAGCAUCACGCUGCCGUCCACGGGCGCGCCCUUGCCGCCGCUGCACCCGACGCCCACUUCCCCCACGGCGCGCCCGCACCACCACUACUACCUCUUCUCCAUCAAGCAGCUCAACACGCUGGGCGCCGCCGCCGUGCUCGCCUUCUCCACCACGGUCCCGCUCUCGGAGAUCGCCUUUGCCGUCCUCGUGCCCCCCUACCUCCUCGUCCUUGCCUGGUUAGCCUUCCCGCAGCGGCCCGGGAAGCCCAACCCGGCCGCGCCCGUCUUCCCGGGCUUCGGCGGACGGAUCCGCCUCGCCGUACACACCGCGGUGGGGUUCGUCGUCGGCGCCGCGCUCCCGGCGCUCUACAUCGUAGACGGCCUCCGGGCCGGGGACACCGCGGGGGUGGCCGCGGCGGCCCCGCACGCGUUCCUCCUCUCCGCGCAGGUGUUCACCGAGGGCAUCACGGCCGCGUGGCCCGGCAAGUUCUCCCUGCCCGUCAGGGCGGCGGUGCCCGUGAUGUACAGCGUGCGCAGGAUGUUCGCGGCCUCCGAGUGGCUGCGGCAGGAACUGCAGAAGCGCGACGAGCUCGGCCGUGGCCCGGCCGUGGCGCCGCGGCGAGUGGUGGCCGGCAGGGCGCUCGCAGCCGCCAACCUGGCGUUCUGGGGGUUCAACCUGUUCGUGUUCCUGCUGCCGUUCUACCUGCCCAGGGCGCUCAGGAGGUACUACCUCGGCAGCGACCAUGAGGACGACGGUGACCAUCACUUGCGCGAGCAGCAGCAGAGUGAAGGGAAGAAAGAUUCGUAGAUCAGGGCUAGAGAUGUUUGUUCCUUAUUUGUAUGAGCGGUGUCUGUGCUUUCAUUAUGUAUCCUAGUUUCCUUGGUUUACCGACCUUGUGCCCAUAAUCAAGUA
Molecule: messenger RNA, 1017 nt
Organism: Phragmites australis (common reed)
Lineage: Eukaryota; Viridiplantae; Streptophyta; Magnoliopsida; Poales; Poaceae
Exons: 1
Coding region: 94-912 (272 amino acids)
Source: RefSeq, a predicted model, not a curated record